Messenger RNA from Tigriopus californicus, 1110 nucleotides. RefSeq lists its product as uncharacterized. The record is from RefSeq and is a predicted model, not a curated record. Gene Ontology annotation, biological process: ascorbate glutathione cycle; cellular oxidant detoxification. NCBI's taxonomy places the organism in Eukaryota, Metazoa, Arthropoda, Copepoda, Harpacticoida, Harpacticidae. The transcript is spliced from 3 exons. Gene Ontology annotation, molecular function: glutathione dehydrogenase (ascorbate) activity. Bases 259 to 945 code for a protein of 228 amino acids.
UUACUAAGCCGUAUCCAAUCCACUCAAGUGCGGACAAAAGACAAAUGCAUGAUCUCAUCAAGCCCCCUUAAGGCCUCCACUGAAUAGUAGGACAACCAACAGUGUGGCACUCCAUAUAUAUCCCGUCAGGCUUCUGGUCGUGCCUUGAAGCUUAGAAAGAAGUGCAACUCUUUGCCAGAAACCACUAUCUAUUUUCCCACUACAAGGUUGAUUGUGAACAUAUUGAAAAGCACUCCACGCCUUUGUAGUGACAACAACAUGGAGGACGAUGAGAAAAUGGAGUUGUUUAUCAAAGCAGGUCCAGAUAAGAAGUCCAUUGGUGAUUGUCCGUUCGCUCAUUACGUGAGAAUGGUCAUCGCUUUGAAGGGCGUGGAUUGCGAAGUGAUCCCUUUACCUCCAGACGACAAGCCCGAUUGGCUCAUCGAGGACUUUGAGGGUAAAAUGCCGGUGUUGGAUCACAAAGGCAUGCGAACGGGUGAAAGUAACGCCAUUGCAGUCACUCUAGAUGAGACCUUUCCGGAUCCGCCCUUGCGAUUCCAUGGGAAAGAAGAGACCGCCAUGAAGGCUCUGUCUGGACUUUUUCCGGCCCUGGCCAAGGUCAUUAAGAACCCAAGCUUGGACUUCAAUUCAGAAAAGGCGCUCUUGGGCCAACUUUCCGUGGCUAAUUCGUACCUCAUCGGUAAACCUAAAGGCGAUUACAUCCUCGGCGAGCAUAUUUCCUUGGCGGAUUGCUCCCUCACUCCUAAGCUCUACCAUUUGGAUGUCACACUCAGUCAUUAUUAUCCCGAUACUAGGAAGAAAAUGGAUCAAUUCCCACAACUGAAGACCUAUAUGGCCAAAAUGUUUGAAUCAGACGCCUUCAAGAAGACCAAAUACCCGCCCGAGACCUUGAUUUGGGGUUGGGACACGGCCCGAGGAAAAACGACUGGCUCUUGCAGUAUCUGAACCCGAAAGAUUCUGUCAGCAUGAUCUGCCUACGUUCUUCAUAAAGACCUUCUGAAGGCUUUUGUUCCAUUUUGAUUGGACCGUCUACAAUCUAACGCCUCGAAUGUUUCUAGUUUAAUCAUCUUAAUCGGUGGAAAAAAUAUAUGUGUAAAAUUUUGACCGUCA